Pseudozyma flocculosa PF-1 is the source of this 1905-nucleotide messenger RNA. RefSeq lists its product as uncharacterized. The record is from RefSeq and is a predicted model, not a curated record. Lineage: Eukaryota; Fungi; Basidiomycota; Ustilaginomycetes; Ustilaginales; Ustilaginaceae. Gene Ontology annotation, molecular function: protein binding. Bases 1 to 1905 code for a protein of 634 amino acids. The transcript is spliced from 3 exons.
AUGUCGCACGCUGGCAGCUCGACGGCGACGGCGACGGCGGCUGCUGCAUCGACAGCGGCACCUGCCGAUCUGUACGACCUGACGCUGCGGACGCACCAGAUCGUCGAGCGCUUCCUGAGCUCCAACGGCUACGACGCCACCGCCGAGCAGCUGCGCCGGGAUGCGGCCAAGGCCGGCCUCGAGAUCCCCGCCACCUCGGCCUCGACGUCGUACGAUCCGGGCCUCGACCUCGGCACGCUGGUCGAGUCGUACAACUCGACCCUCCGCGCCGCCCAGCAGAGGCGCCUCAAGGCCUCGCUCGACGCGACCCACUCGUCGCGCUCCGUCGUGGAUCCGCUCACCCUGACGCUGCCGGGACCUUCGCAGCUUCCCUUCCGUCUGGUCUCGACGCAUCGCACGCUGCAUGCCUCCAACAUCCUCUCCAUCACCCGGAUACCCCUGCCCCGGCGCAGCUUCGACACCUCGGCCCGCCCGCCCCGCUUCCGGAACUCGUCCAAGCCGUGCAUCGUCACCACCGCCGCCGACAAGCGCAUCGUCUUCUCGGACGCAGAGUCCGGCGAGGUCGAAGAGAUCCUCGAGGGCGAUGGCGACGACGUGCCCGGACACCGGGCGGCGGUGCUGGCCGUCGCGCAGGACCCCGGGAACCCAAGGUGCCUCGUCAGCGCCGGAAUGGACGCCAAGGUCGUCGUGUGGGACCUGAUGACGAGGAAGCCGGUGCAGUCGCUCAGCCACCACGCCAAGUUUGCUGUCCGGCUGGCCUUCAGCCCCUCGGGCGAGUACCUCGCGUCGGCCGGCUACGACCGCAAGAUUAUCGUCUACCGACGUCGCCCCGUGCCAGCUGCGGCCGCUUCUCGACAAGGACGCGCUGUCGAUGGAUCAGAGGCGGAGGAGGAUGAGGACGAGGUCGAUGACGACGACGACGACAACGACGACGGCGACGACGACGACGACGACGACGACGAAGAGCACCCGUCGGUCGGCCCGGACGCCUUUGAAAAGGUGUUUGAGCUCGAGACCAAGACCAACCCGGAGUCGAUCAUCUUUGUCCGCGCCGCGGUGCAGCCGUCGUCUGGCGAGGUGCAGGAGAUCGAGGCGCGGGGCGGAGACGAGAUCCUGGUCCGCCACGCUCGCCGUCAGCGCACCUGGCUCGCGUUCACGGUGCGCAACGACAGCUUCCUGCACUACCUGCCGCUGCCUCUGUCUGCGGAUGCCAGCGGAGAGGGCGCCGGCGCUGCCGUCGAGGCUGGCGCUCAGGUUGACGGGCUCACCGACCAGCUGGCCGCCACAGAGCUUGGCGAAGAGCCUGCCGAGACGACACGCGACUGGCACCUCGUCAGCUUCAACACCAACCCGAACCCGGAGGAUCUGCACGUCAGCUACUCGCUCCUCUCCCUGUCGCUGGAUCCGUCGGGCCUCUACAUCUGCGCUCAGACGGGCGACCACACGCCGACCAACCUCAACACGUCGUCGUCGUCGGCGGCCACGGGUCCGCUGUCGCGGCUGCUGCUGCUGCCGCUUCUCUCGUCUCGGCGGGCGGGGACGGUGUGGACGGGGAUCGCGACGUCCUCGUACGCGACGCCGCGCCACAGCUGGCUGCCGUCGGGGCGGGGCAUCUGGCUCAACUCCGAGGACGGCGUGCUGCGCCUGGUGGACCUCCGGGGCAAGGUGCGCGCCCAGGUGCUGUGCCACGGCCUCGUCGAAUCUACCGACGCCGAAGCGGGCUCAUCGGCGGCGGCAGCGGUGGCGACGACGACGACCGACGAGGCGCAGAGGGUGGUGUCGUGGAGCCGGGGCGGCAACACGAUCAUCAAGGACGUCGUGGCCCUCGACGAGCGCAGCGUGGCCAGCUGCGGCUUCGAUCGGACAGUCAGGGUGCUCAGGCUCGACGCCGACUGCGCCCUGUAG